UCGGACCUGCGUCGCUACGCAAGGAACGGAGGGCCAGAUCUAACAUCUCUUCGAGGAGUACGGAUCCUACAGCCCUGCAUGUGGAAUCGCACGUUGACCGAUGACACGAGCGUAUAUAGCAAGAGGUUCUCUGCUACUGAUUCCACAUUCGAGCGAAUACUGGUGAGACACAAUAUCUUCUCCGACGGUCAUGGCUAUCAUGAGCAUGUUCCCAUCGUACAGCAUGCCAACUCAGCCGAAAUCCGGCAAAGACUAUUAGCAUCCAGAGCAAGUCUUUCGCCGUCCCGGCGCGAUGAGUCUGAGUACAAACGCUUCAAAGAAGCCAAUACAAUUGCGCUGUCGGAGUCCAAGGUGAUGAGCUGCGUCGUGCCUUUUUUUACUGGCCAAGGUUCUGGAACUCCAAUCGCAAGCCAGGAGAAUCUUGUCUUCAACAACCUUACUUCCCUUACCAACAGGGCUACUGUCGAUCCAAAACCUGAUAUGUACGAUGGGGCUACCUUCACACAAGUCCACGCCCAAGUACAAGAUGAUCUUGAUUCGUUGAUCGUUCCAACCAAGCAUGUAUACGCACCUAUUGCCCCAAACUAUUUCUUUGAAGCCAAAUCAUCACUUGGGCUACCGCACGAAGGCAAGCAGCAAAUCACAUACGAUAUAGCGGCAGGGACCCGGGCAAUGAAUGCGCUCCAGAACUACAGAGAGGUAUCAACAGCACCGUAUGAUGGAAAUGCUUAUACUCUUGGAGCAACUUACCAUGGGUCGGGGAUGCUCAAAAUCUAUGCAGGACAUAUGCACCCUGGGCAAAUGGGACCAGAGACACACGUCACCCAGGUCAAAGGAUUCGACAUAACCGAUGAUGCUGACGCCUAUUUCAAAGGUGUGGCAGCUUUCCGAAAUGCGCGCGAACUUGCACACGAGUUUCGCAACGAUUUGGUCGAGUCUGCAAAUUCGAGGGCG
Cryphonectria parasitica EP155 is the source of this 954-nucleotide messenger RNA. RefSeq lists its product as uncharacterized. The record is from RefSeq and is a predicted model, not a curated record. The transcript has 2 exons. The annotation marks the transcript as partial. Lineage: Eukaryota; Fungi; Ascomycota; Sordariomycetes; Diaporthales; Cryphonectriaceae.